Porites evermanni is the source of this 4091-nucleotide messenger RNA. The record is from the annotation of a GenBank genome assembly. NCBI's taxonomy places the organism in Eukaryota, Metazoa, Cnidaria, Anthozoa, Scleractinia, Poritidae.
UUCCUUUAUUCAACUUGGGUGUCCUUUUGCAACUGGUUUCACCACAGUUUGGAGAAACUGUUUGGGGCUAUGGGAGAGAAUAUAAGCAACCAUCCUUUUGCCACCAUAGCUAUGGCCAUUUUCCUCGUUGGGCUUUUUUCGAUUGGAUUUUUGUGGUUAAAUCCUGAAAACAGAUCUGCCAAGAUUUUUGUUCCCCAGAAUAGCAAAUCUCUGCAAGAUCUUGAUAAAGCAAGCAAAUUUUUCAAGUUGAAGCUGAGACAAGAGAAGGUAAUCAUUGCUCCUAAGCAAGGUGAAAAUAUAAUUGAUCCCAAGUACCUCAAAGAAGUCUUGCAAGUUCAUCUUGCGGUUGAAAAUUUGACAGGGUAUGCUGAUGUAUGUUCAGUAAGGCCUGGAGUAAAAGAAAGGUCAAGAGAAUUUUGCAUGGCUGUCAAUCCUUUGGAACUGUUUAAUUACAAUGCAGAGAACUUGAUUAACAUAAAAGCAAAACUGAGUAGUGCUUUAAACUGUCCAGGUGUUUUAAUGAGAAAUGGCCGCCCUUCAUGCCUUAACUUUCCAAAAAUGUUUAGUGGCAUAGCAAAAAAUGAAUCUUCAAACGAAAUUUUAAGUGCCCAAGCAUUGCAGAUAACAUACUAUGUUGAUGAGCCUAGCAGUGAUAAAAGCACAAAUGAAAUAGAAGCCUGGGAAGAAGCAUUUAUCCAGAAACUAUCCUCUUUGCAAGAUGAGUUGUCAAAUAUUGAAAUCUACUUUUCUGCCGAAAAAAGCUUGGAUGAUGCAGUUGCUGCAAGUAGCUCGUCUGAUAUCCGUUGGUUUUCCCUCACAUUUACUCUCAUGUUACAGUUUGCUAGCAUGAUGGCAGGAAAGAUUUUCACGAAUCCGCUGACGGGACACUCCUUACUUGCAUUAGGUGGCACCUUUGCUGUGGCUCUUGGAAUCUUAGCUGGGUUUUCUUUGUCUAUGCUAGCACAAACACCUUUUGUUAGCAUUGUUGGUGUUCUGCCAUUUCUUGUUGUUGGUAUUGGCCUUGAUGAUAUGUUUAUUAUUGUGGAUCACUUAGAUCGCCACGAACGUCACUUGAAAGUUCCUACUGUAGUCCGGCGAGUUAUGUCUGGUACAGGGGUAACAAUUACCAUGACAACCCUAACAGACCUGGUGGCCUUUGCUGUGAGCACAAAUUCUCAAUUCCCUUCAAUUAAGUACUUUUGUACUUACGCUGCUUUAACGAUAACCUUUGCAUUUCUCAUGAUUGUGACUGUCUUUGUGGCUCUGAUGUCAUUUGAUGUGCGGCGAAUAAAAGCAAAUAGACGAAACUGUCUUCCAAUGUGCUAUGCCCCAGAGCCAAAAGAAGGGCAGCCUCCUUGGGAUGAACCUCAGCCUCAGGUAUCAAACAAAUUGAUGAAAAGAUGGGCAGAGUUCCUCAUGUACCCAACAGUCAAGACUGCAGUUGUGCUUCUCUCUCUUUGCUUACUAGGAGGAGGUAUAUAUGCCACCAUUCACGUAGAUCAAGAAUUUGACAGAAGUUUGUUGGCCAAAGAAGGGACUUAUUUUGAUGAGUUCGUGAAAAUGGAGCGAAAAUAUUUCGAACUACCCAUGGAAACCAGUAUUGUAUUAAGUGGAAAUGUGGAGUAUGGAACAGUCUCUGUGCAAAAUAAGAUUACCAAGCUUUCUGAGAUUGUUGCAUUGAAUAAAUACUUUGAAAAAGAUACUGUUACAUGGAUGGGGGCUUUCUUGAAGUACUGUGAGAAUCAUAAUAAACCUUGCGAUGGUGAUGACUUCAUGGCCAGUUUAAAGAGUUUCCUUAGCACCUCUGAAUUCUCUUAUUAUAAUGGAGACAUCAAAUUUGGCCAAAAUGAGACAGUGAUUGAAGCCUCACGUAUAACUGCUUUCAUGAGACGCUCCUAUAGCUCAGUAUUCAAAAAGGAUGCCAUGCUGUCUAUGCGAAAGGAUUUAAAUGCAAAGUCAAAGCUGCCUGUUUAUGUGGCUGCAGCUCCCUUUGUUUACCUUGAGCAGUAUGCAGCUAUUCUCUCCGAGACAAUUCGUAACCUAACAAUUGCAGCGCUGGCAGUGCUCAUUGUGACAUUCCCCUUCUUGAUCAAUUUAAGUGUGUCUUUUUUGGUGUUUGUUGGUUUUGUGUCUCUGAUCUUUGAGUUGUUUGGAAUGAUGUGGCUGCUGAAUGUCUCUCUUAACUCCAUCUCCAUGAUAAACCUGGUUAUGGCUAUUGGUUUUUCUGUGGACUACAGUGCCCAUGUAGCUCAUGCCUUUGUUAAGGCAACUGAUACUUCAGCUGAUAAAAGGGUGGUCGCAGCAGUUACCUAUGUUGGAGCAAGUGUCAUGUUAGGAGGUAAGAACACAUCAGAGAGUAAGUAGCUGGAAAAUGAUCGUCCAAGUAAGUGAAGGCCUUAAUAGCACUGUUGACAGUGACUGAAGUUUCGACAACCUGUGCGAUAGUCAUCUUUAGAGUCAAAGUGACUUUUAUCACGUCUGUUGAUGGCUUUGAACUCUAGUUAUUGACCAGAUUGGUCAAUUAAGUCGAUGUUAUUAGUGUUCUGUCAGCUACGCCGUGAUGUUAUUGGCUAUGAAGACUCUAGAUGUGAAAUCUAAAUGUUUUAUAACGAACACUACUGAAUUGUAGUCAACAAUUACCGGCACCGCACAAACGGAUAACCGACAAUUUAAAACCAACAACAAACGACAGUUACACUGUGACAAAAGACAGACUGAAACGCACCAAACACAUUAAGAGUCUUCAUAGCCAAUAACAUCACGGCUUAACUGACAGACCACCACAAACACCGACUUAACUGACCAAUCAGGUCAAUAACCAGAGUUUAAUACUGUCAACUGAUGUGAUACAACUCACUUAGACUCUGAAGAUGACAGCACAGGUUGUCCAAGAGUUAAACAGUUCUAUUCAGUCAACAGUUCUAUUCAGGACUACACUCAUCCAGACAUCAUGCUCCACCUGCUUAUAUUAAACGGCUCCUGGGUUAAAACCUUUCUCUGCAGAGGGUAUUGCUUAAAGGCGCAUGUCUAACUAGAAGGCUUUGUUCACACAUCACUACUAAGACCCGUUUUUGUCCUUAUGCAAACAUUUUCAGCAAGACAUUACUAUUAUAGUGAGGUUAAAGCUAAAAAAAUGUAGGCUAGAACUGAAUGUGAAAUGUUCUGGCAUACAUGUAAAUUAGACUGACGGAAGCAAGACAAAAUUUAAUGAGAAAUCAAGCGUGACUCUCCGCGUGUGGCUGCUAGUACCCUUAAUUUUGACUUGUUUCUAAUUCCAGUCUUCCAUGUUCACGAACAAGUUCUUUUUGGUGGAUAGAAUGUCCUAUUCUCCUAGCUCUGCUACUGGAAUGAACGUCUACUACAGUCUGAGACAAAAAUAGUUGGAACUCUUCCAUCGGACGCUGUUUCUUUUUUUUUACUUCUGGCCCACCACUACAUCCACCCAAUGUCGUUUGUCGCAGUUAACUCACCAAAUCUUGCAUACCAACACUGGGAGGGUACGAAGACAGUUGACUGAGACUGUAGCAUGACUGAUACUGAGAUGACAUUUUAUUUACCUGUCAUGUAAACGAAUGUGGUCCAACAAGAGGAACUUUGCCAGUACAGAAUUGUUUCUUUAAUCUUUGGAAAAUUUUACAGAUAAGCAAAUGCAAAGUGAAUCUACCUUGUAAUUUUUUUCAUUAAGGAGGACAAUGUUAAAUGUUGAUUUUUUUUAUUUAGGUGCCAGUACCCUCAUUGGAAUCUUCAUGACAGCCUUCUCAAAGUCAAAUAUUUUUCAGAUUUUCUUCAAGAUGUUCUUUAGCAUGGUACUCCUUGGUCUUCUCCAUGGCCUUUGCUUUCUGCCAGUCCAUCUCUCUGUGCUGUACAAUCUUGCUGCAACAGUGUACAAAAGACGUGGCUCUAACUUAAAACAUAGUGAAGUGGUUCCUGGCGCAGAGGGUACAGUUUAUUGCAACCCAACAGGGGAUCAACUUCCUCUGGAAUCUUCUGCAAUCCAUCAAGAGACGCAGAAAGAUUGUAGAGAGCCUUCAAACCUUAUAUCCCCUGAGCAGCAGAUGAAUGACAGUACCACAAAAGGUUGGAAAAAUUAA